This is a messenger RNA of Aspergillus eucalypticola CBS 122712, 1290 nucleotides long. RefSeq names its product aminoglycoside phosphotransferase family protein. The coding region runs from base 1 to 1290 and encodes 429 amino acids. The record is from RefSeq and is a predicted model, not a curated record. The transcript has 2 exons. NCBI's taxonomy places the organism in Eukaryota, Fungi, Ascomycota, Eurotiomycetes, Eurotiales, Aspergillaceae.
AUGGGCAGUGAAUCAGUGCCCAUCUCUCUAUCCCACGCUGACGCGGCCCACUGGAACAGGGAGUUAAUGCUUGAGUUCCAGGCCGUUUUGGAGAAGGACCCAGCGGCGGACUUGAUGUCAAUGUUCUCUGACGCUUACCUCCAUGAGCAUCAAAAAGUUCAAGACAGUCAGCUGUCUUAUGCCGGGAGAAUCAACCGCCACGACCUGCGACAUGACCCGGAAGCCAACCUGCUAUCAAACUUCCCGAAGAACUAUACUCGUCGAAUUACAAUGGCGCUUGGAGCGAAAGCCGCGUCAAAGGAGAAACAAGAACAUGAGGUAAAGGCGCCUGAAUUCAGAGAACUUCACCUCGACCGUGCGGAGACUGCCACAGUCAUUUAUCCGUUAUCCGAUGAAGUUGUUGCUUUGCUUGCAGGAUGUCCACGACCGGACGGGGAUCAGUUUUCGCUCGGUGACGAGAAAUCGCUCGUAUCAUCAUUGAGAACGCUGCUUUGGAACUCACCACAACUCUGGCAAAGUCGUGUAAGAGGCAUGGUGGUUAAGUGCAACGAAAACAUUAUUGCCAAGGUCAUAACAGGGAAUAGGGACUAUACGGAGUACACUAGCAUGCAAUUCCUUGAGAAGCGGGCGCCCCAAAUUCCUGCCCCGAGACCCCAUGGGCUGAUAGCAUUUGGCCCUUUUCGUGUAAUAUUCAUGUCAUAUGUUCCCGACAUGACUUUGACCCAAGCAUGGCCUAACCUGUCACAUGAGAACAAGCUGUCAAUCCAGCGCCAGCUUGAUAAUAUAUUUCGCAGUCUAAGACAAAUCCGACAGGAAGAGGGCACUAAUAUGCUUGGUGGAACUUGUGGAGAGGGAGUCAAGGAGCUUACGGUCGACGAAUGCGCCCUGUUCAAAGGCAUCACGACAACAAAAGAAUACAGUGAUCUACAAUUCUCCGCUCGACAUCAUGGAAGUGCCACUUAUGUUGGACUUCUGCGCUCUUUGCUGGAACAUGACACCUCGACACUGGCACAUGAAUCGGUCUUCACCCAUGGCGAUGUGCGAACUGAUAAUAUAAUGGUGAAGCAGGAUCCCGGUUCUAGCGGCCAAUAUAUUGUCACUGGAAUCAUUGAUUGGGAGGACAGUGGCUUCUAUCCGUUCUAUUAUGAGUGCACUGCGCUGACACGUACUAUGAGCCUGGUGGACGAAAAUGAUUGGUAUCUGUAUCUGCCGCAGAGCAUUUCACCGUCGAACUUCCCUGUGCGUUGGCUGGUUGAUCGGCUUUGGCAUAUACAUUUACGGACUACAUAA